Molecule: messenger RNA, 5844 nt
Organism: Antechinus flavipes (yellow-footed antechinus)
Lineage: Eukaryota; Metazoa; Chordata; Mammalia; Dasyuromorphia; Dasyuridae
Gene: SPATA2
Product: spermatogenesis associated 2
Exons: 3
Coding region: 1852-3420 (522 amino acids)
Biological process (GO): protein linear deubiquitination; regulation of tumor necrosis factor-mediated signaling pathway; regulation of necroptotic process
Cellular component (GO): cytoplasm
Source: RefSeq, a predicted model, not a curated record
UCAUUUUACAGAGGGGGCAAAUGAACCCCAGAAGCCUCAUUAGUAAGUUCCCAUUAUUAAAUGUUAACAUAGACUUAUGUGCCAGGCAGAGAGGUAGUUUAGGGCUGUGAAUAGUCUCUGAGCCAAAACGAUUUACUGGUUGUUUGACUUUGAAUACAAAUCACUCAACUCUUCCACCAUCUAGGCAACUCUAAAAUCUAAGUUGCAGAGAAGGGGUCAACUUGAAUUUGUAGAUGGAGGGAUAUACCAAUUUCAUAUUCCAAUGAAAUCACUGGUCUAGUUCCUAUCUCUCUGGCACCUAAAUUCCAGAGUAACCUCUUAAGGGCUAAAGGCAUAAAUGUAAAAUGACAAUGCCUGCUCUCAAAGAUCAUAAUUGUUUUAUAUGUCAGUUUUAGGUGGAUCAUUUCAUGUUUAUUUGGAACUUUUGAUAUAAUCAUUUUAAAGAGUAUCUAGAAGUAGAUAUGUGUGCAUAUACAUAUUAUGUAUAUGCUUAUCCUAUCCUGUAUUCUGAAGAUUUUAAGGAAAAUAGCUGCAAUUUAGGGGAAAGAGCCCAAAACAGAUCAGAAGAUCUUUUUUUUUUUUUUUUUGCUGAGACAAUCGGGGUUACGUGGCUUGCCCAGGGUCACACAGCUAGAAUGUUAAGUGUUUGAGGUUACAUUUGAAUUCAGCUCUUCCUGCCUUCAGGGCUGGUGCUCUGUUCACUGCGCCACCUAGCGGCCCCUCUGAAGUAAACACUUUAAGAUCUUAUGCAAGCAGCAUUCCCUCUCUAGGACCUAGUAACCCUGUGUGUGCAAGCAGGAACAUACAUUUAAAGCAGAAAGGGACUUUUACAGGCCAUUACUUUCGAUCUUUUCAUUUUACAGACGAGGAAACGGAGGCACUGAGAAGUUGUUGUUGUUGUUUUUUUAAUCUCUAAGAUGCUGUCCUAUCAUAUGAAAUGAAUUUUAAUGUUCAGUGGAAGCCCUGGCAAAGGGAUAUAGAGAACAGUCGUGGACCCCAUGGAUCCAACAUGGGAAAUGGAACCAGGAGGACACUACUUCUUAUUGACCCUGAGCCUGCUGUCUGGGGGAAUCCUAAAGUGUCCGGUUUCCUUCCUGUCAGAGACAAAUGGACAUAAAAAUGUCGACCAAGACAUUUGCAAAAACUGAAAUUAUUUGCCGCAAGCAAUGAAUGGGAAAAGCUCCGCGGGUAGAAAUAAAUGUUGUGUUAAAAGAAUAACCUAAGCUUCUGAGCUCCCCUCUUUAGGGCACAACCAUCUGGGCUCCCCUCCUUAGGGCACCAAACCUUCGCCCUGCCUCACUCCGGCCGGUUUCCAAGGCAACUCAUAUAGCCACUACCUUAGGUCAUCUCUCAUAAACGUCACUUCCUUUCCAUUGACUUCCGGGUCGUCACCCAGGCUCCCUGUCUCUUUGCCCCUUAGGACCCGACGGGCAAAAGGCCGCCGUUGUCUUCGCCUCAUCUCCCAUUUCCCAAGAGGGUGUGUUCGCCCCACUCCGGGCGGGGCUCAGGCCUUCCCCCUUUCUCCUAUACACGCAGCCGCAGCCGCAGUAGCAGCUGAUUUUUUUAUCACUUCCGGUCUGUGUAUUUCCGGGUCGUCUCCGUUCCUCAGGGUACGGGUCUCUCUCCUUUUGGGGUGGCUGGAGCAGCGAACGCCCCUGGCUCCGCUCCAGCUUUUCCACCACUUGCUAUCUUCAUGCCGGUUCUCGGGGCAGCAGCGGCUUCCUCUAAACCAUAAUUGUUCAAGACAGGUAACAUGCUAGUGCCCUUUAAGAUUGCUAUGCCCCCUGGAGAAAAGCCAUGGAAGAGAUGAGGUAGCUGCUACCUGGAAAUAUUUUAGGAAAGCUGAUUUCAAUGGAUACAAAAUAUAAAGACGACUUAUUUAGGAAGUACGUGCAGUUUCACGAGUCCAAAGUGGAUGCUUCCAGCACUAAGCAACGACCUGUCAAUGAUGAGUACCUCCGGGUGGCGGCCUCGGCUGUACUCAGUCUACAUAAGAUCGAGCCCUUUUAUAGAUUCCGGUUGAUCAAAUUUUAUGAAGUGGUUGAGAGUUCUCUUCGCUCACUGAGGUCCUCUAACUUGCGGGCUCUCCACAGCGCAUUCAGCACACUGGAGACAAUGGGAAUCAACCUCUUCCUUUACCCUUGGAAGAAGGAAUUCAAAAGUAUUAAAACCUACACAGGACCUUUUGUUUAUUAUGUGAAAUCAACAUUACUAGAAGAGGACAUCAGAGUCAUCCUAAAUUACAUGGGCUAUGUCCAGGAUCUUGGAAGUGCAUAUAGGCUCAAAGAACUAGUGGAAACUUUGCAGGUGAAAAUGGUCUCUUUUGAGCUUUUUUUGGCCAAAGUAGAAUGUGAGCAGUUGCUUGAAAUACACUCCCAGGUAAAGGACAAAGGUUACUCAGAGCUGGACGUGGUGAAUGAGCGUAAGCACAGCAGUGAAGAUGUGAGGGGCUGUUCCGAUGCCAUGAAGCGACGGGUAGAGUGUAAAGAGAACCUCACGGCUUCUAUGGCACGCAUGGCUCUUCAGAAAUCAGCCAGUGAGAGAGCAGCAAAAGAGUACUUCAAGCCCAAAGUGAAUAAGCCUUCCAAGUCCAUGGACACUUAUGAUAGUUACUGGGAAAGUAAGAAGCCACCACUGAUGACUUCACUCAGCCUCAGGAAAGAGCCUGUAGUGAUAGAUGUGGAAGAUGACAUCAAAGAUGAAAUUAUUCGACCAUCUCCCUCUCUCUUGACCAUGUCCAGCUCCCCACACAGCUGCUCUGAUGAUUUUGUGCCCCUUUCCUCAAAUCCCAAUGGCAUGUUAAGAACCAUCCCCCCUUAUAACACCUAUUUUUCUCCUCAAGAUGACCUAGACCUUUACACAGAUCCAGAUUCCAGGGGUACAUAUAGGAGACCAGAUUCUCUCAAGCCAGAUGUGUGGCUCUUCCGAAAUGACUCCACUCCCCUUUACCAUAAGCGUACGCAUCCCGCCAAAGAGACCGCCUCAUCCAAGUGCCAAAGCUGUGGCCUCAUGUGUGGCUCCUCGCUCUGCCAGCGGUGUGAAACUGUGCUCACUUGUCGGCAGGACUAUCCCGUCACCAAACAGAACAGCUUCCCCGUCAAGUCAGGCUCCCAUGACAGUUUGUCCCAUGGGGCUGCUCUGAGGGAGAAGUCUCUGUACACAGCACAGACUCAGAUGAUCCCUGACAGGUCAUCUCAUCUCCACUCAAAAUCCAAGGCUACAGCUGUAUCUCGAUGCGGUUUCUGCAACCGGUCAGGGGCCUCUAAUACAUGUGCAAUCUGUUCAAAAGUCUCAUGCGAUACCUGCCUCACUGCUUACCACUACGACCCGUGCUGCAAAAAGAGUGAGCAACACAAAUUCAUGCCUAACAGUCAACUCAACUAUAAGUCAACCCAGUUCUCCCAUCUUGUGUAUAGAUAGACUCAGACUUGCAUAUUCUGCACAAAGGGCUAAAACUAUACUUUGUGACUUCCUUGGUGAAGUCUUAUGCUGACCUCGGAAGUGGAGCUAUGCUUUCCUAUGGGGAAUGACAUUUCACACCCUCCCCCUCUUGCUGGUGUGUUUGUGUCUUCAUCCAUGUUACACACACCUUGGGAUCCACCCUGUCAGAUCUUUCCAGCAACAGACACUUUGUGAUUUAAUAAGGGGGGGAGGACUAACCAGGCUUCCUUUUGAGUCCGACACUCAGACUUGCUGGUCUUCUUAUCCAGCCCACCCCCACCCUCACUCAGUUUUGUUUUCUAAAGGAGUUUGAUCCCUGGGGUUUCCAAACAAUUCCCCAGAUGCCCCACUGAUGAGCUGCAGUGGACUGAGUAGGGACAGUCACAAAGACCCGUGGUUCCCAGUACGAGGACUAGUGAAAGAUUUGUGAAAGGGAGUAUUCUUUCACAGCAGCAUCUCCUAGGAGUUCUAGUGCUGCCCACAGAGGUUUUGUUCUCCAAGUGCUUCCUGAACUAUCCAACAACCUUCCCCUUUCCCCCUCCCCCACCAUAGACACUGUUUUCAGUCAUCACCGUGGCCUCUGAGGGGGUUCUCCUGGGCCCCUCACAGCUGGCUCUCUAGGUUUUAAAGUUUGAACAGAAGACAGUCUUAUGCUUGAUUUUUGUAGUGCUGCCGGUAGCUUCUUCUAGUGUACUGUACAGUAUUAGUGGACUUGUUGACAUGACAUUUGCGUUGCAUCCAUCCAAAAGAGGCCCGAUUUUAAUUCCUUUCUGUUGCACACGUAUUGACUUUCUUCUUUGUACUGUAAAUAGGUGAUUUGAAAAGUUUUAUUUUUUAAUAAAUAUAUUCCUUGUUGUGUGCUUAAAGGUGGUAAAAAUCAUUAUGUAGCUAUUUAUAACUUCUCGAGUUUUUGAUUGUUUUUAUCUUGAGGGAGGGGCUAGUGGUAAUGGAAGCUUUUGUGUUGGUUUAGUUUGCCAUUUAAUUCUUAGCUUCAUAAAGUUCCCUGCGUGAAGUAGGUAGUUAGUAGUGGGAAGGAACAAUGAAAAUGGGUUCCUUUUUUGAGUCAGUAGAGGUAACUAAGCUGUUGUUUUCCCUUUGAAAAACAUAUAUACUGUGUACAUAUAGAUACCUACCUCCCAUUUGCACUUCUUGGGGGUUAGUGCAGACUUAGCAGUGAGGCUCUGCCCCUGUAGAUGACUAGUACUACCCUCAAAUUUAGAGGCCACACUAAGGGCCUUAUCCUCAGGACUUCACUCACUAUGCCCCUAUAGUCUCUCUCUGGCACAAAAGUUGGAUCUGACCCUCCUAAUUGUCUAGGCCUUGUUUCCGAAGGAAAUGUAACUUACUUAGUCAUUCCUUUUAAUUCUCUCUCCUCCUGCUUACCCCACUUAUACUUCUACCAUAUCUUUAUCCUCAAUUUUCAGAAAAUGAGAGAGUUUGAGAUAUCUUUUGCACUUAAAGUGGCCAGAAACUGACUACUUACUAGAUAUUUCUAUGUAUGCUUGGCCUGUCCUAAAAAUUCUCUUCAACUGAAGGACACCUUUUACUCCAGAUUCAUGCAGUGAUUGACCAACUAACUUACCUUUAAAUUCUGCUUUGAGGUGAGGAGAGGGAAUAGGGAAAGAGUAAGAUAUUUCAAAUGGCUUAUUUAUGAACAUGCAAAAUUAUUUUAGCCAUAAGUAUGUCAAAUGUACAAAUCUUUUGGGAUUUUACCAAAAAUAUUUCUAAGAGCAAAGCAAAAAAGAAAUGUUUAGCUUUUUUUUUUUUUUAAAGGGGGAAGGAAGCAAAUUUGAAUUUGACUGGAUAUAUGUAUAUGGUGGUCACUGUUAACUUGCUGAUCUCCAAGCUCAACUGGAUGAUUUUUUUCCCCCAAUUGUUUGACUUUUGAAAAAUCUUUCUACACACACACACACACACACACACACACACACACACACACACACUGUGUAGAUCAUGUAGUAGAUAACACUGUAUAUAAAGCUGAAUUUUAAAGAAUUUCAAUACUGAAAUUAGUUACUUCAUUCUGGAGUGUCUUGCCUAUCCUACUUCUGAAGUCUCUAUUUCUCUUAUCCCCUGUCCAAACUGCCUACUGCAAAUUUUGUAACAAGCUGUGAAGCCAUGUGACUUAGAAGGUAAACCUUGGUCUGGAUGACUGCAUUAAUAAAAGUCUGGUGUAUAAUACAUAUUGUCCUUGAAAUACUGUUGUUCAAAGCUAUUGAAUUGCAAGUGCUCUGACCAUGCACUCUUGGUGUAUAUCUUAUUGUACCAGGUUGCUGUGUUUGAGACGACAGUAAAAAUAUAUAUCUGACUUUUAAAUGGAGGUGUUCUGCAUUUGAUUUCUACCAAGAUAGGUGAAGUGAUAAGAGAUGAUUUUAAAAAUAAAAUGUCUUCCACUAUUGUUAA